Molecule: messenger RNA, 420 nt
Organism: Eimeria tenella
Lineage: Eukaryota; Apicomplexa; Conoidasida; Eucoccidiorida; Eimeriidae
Exons: 1
Coding region: 1-420 (139 amino acids)
Source: RefSeq, a predicted model, not a curated record
AUGAAGAGCCGCAACUCCCUCAAUUAUCUGCCGGGCGAUCGACUUUAUGUUCGGAAUCGCGCUGCUGCUGCUGCUGCUGCUGCUGCUGCUGCUGCUGCUGGAGGUGUGUGGGAAAGCUUGCUGGGAAGGGGGGCCUGGCGCUGUUCUUUGGCGCGCCUGGCGGUGUCUUGUCAAAAAGAGCUGCAAAGAAGAGCCCAGGAGUUCCAUCAAGAUGUUCUGGACGGUGAAGCCCCCGGGGGUGGUGCUGUAGAAGACCGAGUCCGCAGCCACCAGCGCGCCCGAUCCUCUGCAUUCCUCGAGACAAAUUGCUUCUCUGGAAGCAAUUUUAGUCCACUUUUGAGUUCUUUUCAAAGCCAGGCGCCUGCCGGAGGACUUUUCCACCACCAAAUAGACCCGCCCGAAGGUGCCCUGGCCCAGUAG